Molecule: messenger RNA, 1103 nt
Organism: Gilbertella persicaria
Lineage: Eukaryota; Fungi; Mucoromycota; Mucoromycetes; Mucorales; Choanephoraceae
Exons: 1
Coding region: 444-1043 (199 amino acids)
Cellular component (GO): mitochondrion
Source: RefSeq, a predicted model, not a curated record
AAAGUUGAUUCUAGAAUCUAAAAUUAAUACACACAAUCCUUUUUUAAGUCAGUUAGUUCACAAAUGACGAGCGACAUGUCAAAAAAAAAACAAGACAAGUAAAAUAAAUACAGUACUUUAUUAUGCGUAUUAGAUAGUCAAUAGACAGACAAAAAGCAAAUUCAGUUUUGAUGUCACGCAUGUGCUUUUUUAAAUUUAUUUUUAAUUCAACCUCUUGUACUUUUAUAAGUCUGCUUCCCAUAUUUUAAAGUAUAGCUUGGCGUAUUUCUUCCCGCUUAUACUAAUGUAAAUUUCAAUAGUUGGCGCUUCAUCUUCGCAGUGAAGUGCAAGUCUAGCCUUGUCAACAUCUAACCUUUGACUUUAUCUCGGAGAGAAAUCGUUGUUCGGUAUUUGAAUCUAUAAAAGCACACCCGACAUUUGAUCCUGGAAAUCUUGUAUUCAUCAUGUCAACCUUGCAUGUCAUCAAAAGAAACUUUACCAACACAAGAUCAUGCUCAGUCAACAAGUAUCACUUUGACACAUUCAAGUUUGUUGAACGUUUAGAAAAAGAAAAGUUUACUCGCCAACAAAGUGAAGCCAUCAUGGUCUCUUUACGCAAAGUGAUGAAUGACAGUUUGACUGAACUGACAAAACCCAUGGUGACUAAAUCAGAACAGGAAAAAGCUGUUUAUAUGUACAAGGUUGACUUUGCUCAACUUCAGUCAGAAAUGCAGUUUAUUGAGAAGAACGAUUUUACGCUGCUCAAAACAGAAAACGAACGCUUACAAGCUCAAGUAGAACGUCUAAAACAGCGCCUAAGAGAAGAAGUAACAAGAACACAAGCCAACGUUAGACUCGAACUCAAUUUAGAAAAAGGAAGAGUGAAAGAUGAAGCAAGUGCUCAAGAGAUUAAAAUGAAAGAAACAGAUACACAUAUAGAAAGUGAAAUUGCUGGUCUACGAACACAGAUGGAAGCCAUUAAAUUCCAAAUAUUACAAUACAUGGUUGGUACAAUGACUGGUGCUGGUGCUUUGUUCUUGGCCUAUUUACGUAUGUUUCGUUAAGUUUUAUAUUUCUUCUUUUCAUUUGCUUUUGUAUACCUACACUUGUAUCUUUAUCAUGGA